CUAACAACUUGUCUGUCCUCCCUGGGACGUGAUACAAUGGGGCCAACUUCGGCAAAAUUUCAAGUGAUCAAAACAUAUUAUCAAUUACUUACUCCUCUCGUUCUUUACGGGGCAAAUCAGUUUAGUUUGUCACGCAAAUCCGUCUCGUUAAAUAUCCGACAAAUGAUAAGUGUAUCACUAUUAUGCUACGUCUCUUCUAGCGCAACUUACUAAUCCAGACUUGUAAGUCUGCCCGAAAGUUGUCCUCCACCGCCAUUUGCGAUGCCCCUGACGCAAGUGGUCUGCCUGCUCGCCGCCGCGCUGGGUGUCGUCACCAGCCACGGCCUGCGCUACCACAACUGCUCGUGCGGUGUACCCAUGUACCCGGUGGGCGCGGCGGGUGGUCGCAUCGUCAACGGACGGCCGGCGCGCCGCGAGGAAUUCCCUUGGCUGGUGGGCCUGCAGACGGGCAAAUACUACACAGCGGCGCCUAAGUGCGGCGGCUCCCUCAUCACCGACCGGCACGUGAUCACGGCCGGCCACUGCCUGCUGCACGCCUCUGGCUUGCACCCGGACACGACGUACGUGCUGGUGGGCGCGUACGACUGGACCGACCGCUUCGACGUGCGCAAGUCGCAAAUCGUGAAGGUGCAGCAGGGCUUCCCGCUGAGCACGUUCAACUACCUCCAGCUGGAAGGUGACAUCUCGGUGGUGGAGCUGGAGCAACCGAUCGAGCUGAACCCGACGGCGUAUCCCAUCUGCCUGCCACCAGCCAACUUGACCCUGGACCAGGUGAAGAAGGCGGUGGUCAGUGGCUGGGGUCGUCUGGUGGACGGCGGCCGGCAGCCGCACAAGAACUACCGCACCGAACGCCACCUCAAGAUACUCGACCACAAGCAGUGCAUGGAGGUGCCGAUCAUGCGGAAGAUGAUGGGCUCGGGUGCGCUGACGGAGCGACAGAUCUGCGCUCUCGGCGACAACACGGACUCGUGCCAGGGCGACUCGGGUGGCCCGCUCAUGUGGUUCAACGAGGCCAGCCAGCGCUAUCACCUGAUCGGCGUGGUCAGCUUCGGCUGGGUGUGCAACACGCCUGGACUGCCCGGCAUCUACACCAACUUGCUCAACGACAACAUCCGUAACUACAUUACCUGCAACCUCCAUCACGGCGUGACAUGCCAGACAUGAGAACUUCCGUCAGAGAGCGAACGGUGAGGGGUGAUAUCAUCACCACCGCACCGCACGUGGAAGGUAACGACUUUCAGGACGGCGCCAUCACGGCGAAGUAAUGCCACAACCACCGCGUAAUCAGCGAGAAGUAAGAACUCCAACGCGGUUACGUGCGAGAGAUAUCAACCUCCAUCGCUGGGUCACCUGUGAGAAGUGAUGCGUCACUUUUCGCCACCGGAUCGUCACUUGAGAAAACUGGUGACCUCCACUACUAUGCCAUUUUGAGAUGCUGUGAUGAGAUGAAUGUGAUGCUGUGA
Messenger RNA from Pollicipes pollicipes, 1463 nucleotides. Its product is annotated as chymotrypsin-like protease CTRL-1. The coding region runs from base 262 to 1164 and encodes 300 amino acids. The transcript has a single exon. The record is from RefSeq and is a predicted model, not a curated record. NCBI's taxonomy places the organism in Eukaryota, Metazoa, Arthropoda, Thecostraca, Pollicipedomorpha, Pollicipedidae. Gene Ontology annotation, biological process: proteolysis. Gene Ontology annotation, molecular function: serine-type endopeptidase activity.